Molecule: messenger RNA, 1214 nt
Organism: Leptonychotes weddellii (Weddell seal)
Lineage: Eukaryota; Metazoa; Chordata; Mammalia; Carnivora; Phocidae
Gene: ENOPH1
Product: enolase-phosphatase 1
Molecular function (GO): magnesium ion binding; acireductone synthase activity
Source: RefSeq, a predicted model, not a curated record
CCCUUUUCCCUGCCCACGUGGUCUCGGCCUCCGGCCCUAGGCAGCUAGGUAGUUCAGGGCGCCUGUGCGGCCGUCUUAUCCACCUUCAGGGGCGCGGAGGUGGCCCUGUUCCUCGUGCUGCGGGACGCACGCGGCUGCCGGGUGGGAGAUUCUUGCGGGGCUGUCGGAAGCCCAGGACUGUGCUGGGGGCGCAGUCUGCGCCGCCCUCCGCCCUUCCUUCCAGUAGGCCGAUUCCGGUAGUUGCAUCCGGUAGGGAAAUGGUUGUGCUUUCCGUGCCCGCCGAAGUCACUGUGAUCCUGUUAGAUAUCGAAGGUACCACAACCCCGAUUGCUUUCGUGAAGGACAUUUUAUUUCCUUACAUCAGAGAAAAUGUUAAAGAGUAUCUCCAGACACAUUGGGAAGAAGAGGAGUGCCAGCAGGAUGUCAAUCUUUUGAGGAAACAGGCUGAAGAGGAUGCCCACCUGGAUGGGGCUGUUCCCAUCCCUGCCUCAUCUGGGAAUGGAGGAGAUGACCUGCAGCAGAUGAUCCAGGCCGUGGUGGAUAACGUGUGCUGGCAGAUGUCUCUGGACCGGAAGACCACGGCGCUGAAACAGCUGCAGGGCCACAUGUGGAGGGCGGCAUUCGCAGCUGGGCGCAUGAAAGCCGAGUUCUUCGAAGAUGUAGUUCCAGCAGUCCGGAAAUGGAGAGAGGCUGGAAUGAAGGUGUAUAUCUAUUCUUCAGGGAGUGUAGAGGCCCAGAAGCUAUUAUUUGGGCAUUCUACAGAGGGAGAUAUUCUUGAGCUUGUUGAUGGGCACUUUGAUACCAAGAUUGGACACAAAGUGGAGAGUGAGAGUUACCGAAAGAUUGCAAGCAGCAUUGGGUGCUCAACCAACAACAUCUUGUUUCUAACAGACGUUACACUAGAGGCCAGCGCUGCCGAGGAAGCGGAUGUGCACGUCGCUGUGGUGGUGAGACCCGGCAACGCGGGGCUGACAGACGAUGAGAAGACUUACUACAGCCUCAUCACGUCCUUCAGCGAACUGUACCUGCCCUCCUCAGCGUAGAGCAGGAGGUGUAAGGAGCACCAGACUGGCCUCACAGACUUCUCCCUGUAGUCUAGUUUUAUUCUAAUGGUGAAAGUAACUUACUUAAAAAGCCAUAUAUACACACACAUAGGUAUGCAGGUGUAUAUAUGUGUAUGUUUAAAUUGCCUUCCACGGGCACAUAAGUGGAAA